AUGGCAUCUCGCCGGGUAUCGUCGCUCUUGCCUCAUUUGGUCAAGUUCUCUCGACCGUAUAGCAUUGGGACCGCUACGAAUUAUGUUCCGGCUAUUGAAUCAGCACAUAUACCAAAAACCGAGGUCAGUACGUUGAAGAGCGGAUUCCGCAUCGCUUCCGAGAAUUGGAAUCUGCCCACAUGCACUGUUGGUCUGUGGAUUGAUGUUGGAAGCCGCUUUGAAACCGAAACCAACAAUGGUGUUGCCCAUUUCCUGGAGCACAUGGCGUUUAAGGGCACUGAUAAACGAACUCAACGGUCUCUGGAGGAGGAAGUUGAAAAUAAGGGCGCCCACCUGAACGCUUACACCUCAAGAGAGAUGACUGUAUACUACGCAAAAUGCUUUUCUCAUGACCUGCGUUGGGCCUGCGAACUCAUUUCUGACAUCAUCAAACAUAGUAAACUUGACCAACAUCAGGUUGAUCGUGAACGUGGAGUCAUUUUGAGAGAGAUGGAGGAGGUUGAAAGCAACUACCAGGAGGUUGUGUUCGAUUACCUGCACGCCACGGCUUACCAAGGCACUCCCCUCGGUCGCACAAUUUUGGGACCGGUUGAGAAUGUUAAGUCUUUGCAGCCUCGCGACCUGCGUAACUUCAUAAAAACCAAUUACAAGGCUCCGCGAAUGGUGCUCACCGCGGCUGGAGGUGUCGAGCAUGAAGAACUGAAGGAACUUGGUGAAAAGUACUUUGGUGAUAUAUCGGCCACCUUUGAGAGCGAAACUUCCAAGCUUGAGCGCUGUAGAUUCACUGGAUCCGAGAUCCGUGAUCGCGACGACGCAAUGCCGUUGGCUCACAUCGCCUUUGCUUUUGAGGGUCCUGGUUGGGCUGAUCCAGAUACUCUUGCUCUCAUGGUGGGGAGCAGCGUUAACGGCGCCUGGGAUCGAACACACGGGGGUGGCUCUAACGUCGCUAGUCCCUUGGCCAGCAAGUUUUUCGAAAAAGGCAACGUUCACAGCUACCAACACUUCUUUACUUGCUAUCAUGAUACCUCUCUCUGGGGCGUAUACUUUACAGGCGAAAAGAUAGGCCUAGAUGAAGCGGUUACCGCACUCACCAAGGAGAUGGUUCGUAUGUGCUCACAAAUCACGGAACAUGAGGUUUCGCGUGCCAAAAACCAGCUCAAAACCCAUCUCAUGCUCCAGUUGGAUGGCACCACUCCCAUCUGUGAAGACAUCGGCCGGCAGAUGCUCGUCUACGGACGCCGCGUCCCCAUCAACGAAAUGCCAUCGAUGCUGAAAAACUCCGUGAAGUUUGCUCAAAGUACUUAUACGAUCGGUGCCCGGCUGUCGCCUCUAUCGGGCCAGUUGAGUCGCUGCCGGAUUACAACCGCAUUCGUGAUCAGACAUGGUGGAUACGCAUGUAGAUCACCGCUUAUCCCUGCCUAUCUCCCGUCCUGGCCUAAGGUUGCGCCCUGCGUCACUUGA
Molecule: messenger RNA, 1461 nt
Organism: Echinococcus granulosus
Lineage: Eukaryota; Metazoa; Platyhelminthes; Cestoda; Cyclophyllidea; Taeniidae
Product: Mitochondrial-processing peptidase subunit beta
Exons: 8
Coding region: 1-1461 (486 amino acids)
Cellular component (GO): mitochondrion
Molecular function (GO): metalloendopeptidase activity; metal ion binding
Source: RefSeq, a predicted model, not a curated record